This is a messenger RNA of Mesorhabditis spiculigera, 969 nucleotides long. The record is from the annotation of a GenBank genome assembly. Lineage: Eukaryota; Metazoa; Nematoda; Chromadorea; Rhabditida; Rhabditidae.
AUGCUUCGCUUGUUCACCGGCUCCCGGCUGGCGGUUAGAGGCUUGGCCGCCGCGGCGUCUGCUGCUGAAGCCCCGGUGAAGAUUGACAAGGAGUCUCUAGCCAAACUGCGCAAGAAGACCGGAUACAGCUAUGUGAAUUGUCGCAAGGCGUUGGUUCAGUUCGGCUCCGACUUGGCGGAAGCGGAAAAGUGGCUGCGACAAAACGCGGAGAAGGAGGGUUGGGCGAAGGCUGCCAAGCUAUCGAGCCGUCAGACAACUCAGGGUUUGGUGGGCGUGAAAGCUGCUGGAAAGACCGCGGCCAUCGUCGAGCUGAGCUGCGAGACGGAUUUUGUCGCUCGAGGGGACCCAUUCAAGGACUUGUUGCGCACGCUAGUUGACGCAACCCUACAGCAUGCCGAAAAAACUGUGGCUUCAAGCGGCUCGACCCUGCAAAAGCAGAAUUUUGAUGUCGAGACAGUGAAAUCGGAUGACGGGAAAACACUAAAGGAAAUCGUGGCAAUGGCCGUCGGGCGACUCGGUGAAAAUAUUUCGAUGCGGCGCGUCGAGGCCUAUUAUGCCCCCGAGGGGUCAGUCCUGUACGGCGGCUCACAUCCGAAAGAGGGCACCGACGAGUAUCCGAUGGGCCGUUUCGUUUCCGUUGUUGCCAUUGCUAGAGCGCCCUCCGCGCAAUUCCCCACUGAACGUCUUGCCAACCAGCUCUGCCAGCAUAUUAUUGGGAUGAGGAGUGAAACCCUCGGCACCCCGGCCGUCCAGUCAAAGGACACGAAAAAGGAGGAAGCCGUCGAUAACCAGGACGACUUGAACGACUUUUUCAAGGGACAGACCACAAAUAUUGAUGCUGAAGAAACGCAGCUGCUGCGCCAGGCCUUUAUGCUGAACCCGAGCCAAACUGUUUACGAAUACGUCACCGGACACCACGCCAAGGUUCUCGAUUUCGCGCGCGCCGAGCUGGGCGGCGACUCCUCCGAA